AUGGAGGUUCAGAAUCUAGCUAACAGUCUUGUGCGACUCAAUAUUUCAGAUCUGGUCAAGGUUUUAGUCUGUGUUGAGACGAGGUCGUCUCUUUUGGGGCAGAUCAGGGCACAACAGUUCGAUAAUGCUAAAUUGUGUAACAUUUUCGAUAAAGUGUUGAAUGGUGAGGCUAAGGAGUCCAUGCAUGAUAAUGAGAGGGUCUUGAGGAUCAAGGCACGCAUGUGCGUUCCUCGUGUGGGUGUUCAUAUUAUACAUAAUGCAGAGAAGUUGGCCAGGAUUUACAUCAGAGAGAUUAUGCGAUUGCAUGGGGUUCCUGUUCUUAUUAUUUCAGACCGAGAUUUGCUGAGGGAGUCCUUGGACAAGGUGAAGCUGAUUCAAGAAAAGCUUCUGGCAGCUCAGAGUAGGUUAAAGGUGUAUGCGGACUGGAAGGUUCGAGAGUUGGAGUUUAUGGAGGGUGAGCAGGUUUUUUUGAAGAUUUCGCCAAUGAAUGGUGUUAUACGAUUUGGGAAGAAGGACAAGUUGAGCCCGAGUUAUAUUGGUCCAUUUGAAAUUCCCCAUCGUGUUGGUGUAGUGACUUAUGAGUUAGCUUUGCCACCAGGCCUGUCAGGUGUUCAUCUGGUAUUUCAUGUUUCCAUGCUGAAGAGGUACCAUUCAGACGGUUCUUAUAUCAUUUGUUGGGACUCCAUGUUUCUUAAUGAAAAUUAUUCUUAUAAGGAAGAGCCUAUCGCGAUCUUGAAUAGGCAAGUGAGAAAGUUGAGAUCAAAAGAGAUAGCUUCAAUCAAGGUGCAAUAG
Lycium ferocissimum is the source of this 792-nucleotide messenger RNA. RefSeq lists its product as uncharacterized. NCBI's taxonomy places the organism in Eukaryota, Viridiplantae, Streptophyta, Magnoliopsida, Solanales, Solanaceae. Bases 1 to 792 code for a protein of 263 amino acids. The transcript is spliced from 3 exons. The record is from RefSeq and is a predicted model, not a curated record.